Messenger RNA from Piliocolobus tephrosceles (Ugandan red Colobus), 1834 nucleotides. RefSeq names its product actin-binding LIM protein 2. Gene Ontology annotation, cellular component: actin cytoskeleton. NCBI's taxonomy places the organism in Eukaryota, Metazoa, Chordata, Mammalia, Primates, Cercopithecidae. The transcript is spliced from 14 exons. Gene Ontology annotation, biological process: cytoskeleton organization; lamellipodium assembly. The record is from RefSeq and is a predicted model, not a curated record. Gene Ontology annotation, molecular function: actin filament binding. The coding region runs from base 1 to 1128 and encodes 375 amino acids.
AUGGAGGCGGCGCAGCCUGAGAGUGGCUGGCCUCUUAGCACCGAGUCCAGGGACUGGCAUGGCUCCCGGCCUAAUGGUUCUCGGCUCCAGGACCCUCACAGGAACCAGUCCAUCCCUGCCUCAGGGUUGCUUUUCAACAAGAGGCUGACCCCUGAGCCCCUUGCCCCAGGCAAGAUUGCAGAAACCAGAACUUCCUCAGAGAGCAUCAUUUCUGUCCCUGCUUCCAGCACCUCAGGGUCUCCGAGCCGUGUGAUUUAUGCCAAGCUUGGUGGUGAGAUCCUGGACUACAGGGACUUGGCAGCCCUUCCUAAAAAUAAGGCCAUCUAUGACAUCGACCGCCCCGACAUGAUCUCCUACUCACCUUACAUCAGCCACUCUACAGGGGAUAGGCAGAGCUACGGCGAGUCCCCUCAGUUGCUCUCGCCAACGCCGACCGAGGGGGAUCAGGAUGACCGGUCCUACAAGCAGUGCCGGACCUCCAGCCCGAGCUCCACUGGGUCGGUCAGCCUCGGGCGCUACACCCCGACUUCACGGUCACCACAGCACUACAGCCGUCCAGACACUGGCGUAAAAGAUAACAUCUAUAGGAAACCCCCUAUCUACAGACAGCAUGCUGCCAGGCGAUCGGAUGGGGAGGACGGAAGCUUCGACCAGGAUAACAGGAAGCAGAAGAGCAGCUGGCUGAUGCUCAAGGGAGAUGCAGACACGAGGACCAACUCUCCAGACCUGGACACCCAGUCCUUGUCCCACAGCAGCGGGACCGACAGAGACCUUCUCCAAAGGAUGCCAGGGGACAGCUUUCACUCACGAUUCCCCUAUUCCAAAUCUGACCCUCUCCCAGGACAUGGAAAGAAUGGCUUGGACCAGCGGAAUGCCAAUCUGGCCCCCUGUGGAGCAGACCCGGAUGCCAGCUGGGGCAUGCGAGAAUACAAGAUCUAUCCGUAUGACUCCCUCAUCGUCACAAACCGAAUUCGCGUGAAACUGCCCAAGGAUGUGGACCGGACGAGACUGGAGAGACACUUGUCGCCCGAGGAGUUCCAGGAAGUGUUUGGGAUGAGCAUCGAGGAGUUUGACCGCCUGGCCCUCUGGAAGAGGAAUGACCUUAAGAAGAAAGCCCUGUUGUUCUGACAGCUGCCAGCCUGCCCCACCGGUGUGUGCCAGGCGCCGGGGCGAGGGGUCCCUGGCGAGCACCACGCACACCCCUCCCACAUACCUUGCUCUGGCUUCUCUGUGUCGAUGGGGUGGGCAGGAGGGGGUCCCCCAGCAGGUGCAGCCCCUGUGCCUGCCGGCGACGCUCCUGCCUGUAGUUUAGGGCCGAGAUGGCUAGCUUCACACCGCCCUUCCCCGCUGUGGCUUGGUGUCAGGGAGAGGCUGCAGAGUGGCUGUGUCGGGCAUUAGACGGAGCACACAGGUGGCUGCAGCCCAGUCCACCUUCCCAGCAUCCUCGAGGUGCCCUGGCCCUGGUGCUAGGCACGUGGGGGACAGAGGUGGCUGGGAUGGGAGCUGUGAGACUUGUUGAUGACAGGUGCUGACACCAUUGUUGGGGAUGGGCACAUGGCCCUUCGGAGCCUGGGCAGCCUGGCCUCACAGGUGGACUCGGAGACGGGGCAGGGAGCGUCCGGGACAGUGCCACGAGUGGGGUGUGUGAUUUUUGCGUCUGUGAUGAGUCUCUAUAGGGACAAAUGUCAACAAGGGACAAGACAGGGCACCUCCCGCCAGCGCCCCUCCGUGCGCUGCGUUCCUCUUCAGAUCACCCCCUAGAUGCCUACACAAUAUCUUUAAAGUAACACAGAAGUUUUUAUUUUAUUAAAAAGUAUAGCCUACUUACACGCGA